Messenger RNA from Choloepus didactylus (southern two-toed sloth), 477 nucleotides. RefSeq names its product defensin beta 118 (gene DEFB118). Gene Ontology annotation, biological process: innate immune response. Bases 29 to 409 code for a protein of 126 amino acids. Gene Ontology annotation, cellular component: extracellular region. Lineage: Eukaryota; Metazoa; Chordata; Mammalia; Pilosa; Megalonychidae. The transcript is spliced from 2 exons. The record is from RefSeq and is a predicted model, not a curated record.
AUCCACUGCCUCCUAUUUCCUAAGGAUCAUGAGACUCCUGCUCCUGGCUCUUGCUGCCAUUGUGGUCCUACCCCAGGUAAUCCCAGCCUAUGGUGGCCAAAAGAAAUGCUGGAGCAAAUUGGGCCACUGCAAGAAACACUGCACCAAAGAUGAAGUGAUGUACACAACAUGUAAAAAUCAUCGAGUCUGCUGCAUUCCAGGCAAAGAACACCAUAAGUCACAAACUCAAGCUCCUGAUGCAUUUCCCACAACCUCAGAUGAUUCUUUGUCAAGCCCUAUGGAUUUCAUUCUAACAGUCAAGUUCACUACAGUCCACUUUCAAAUAAGCACCAAUGAGGAACACGAUGAAAAAUCUAGCCAGAGACUACAGCCUCAGACCACUCUCCCAACGGUCCAUCAAAGCUCAUGAUUUCCUCUCAGCUGUCACUCAUCCCUGUCCUCCUGUAAAGCACCAAGUCUUAUAGAUUUCCCAACACU